Molecule: messenger RNA, 3626 nt
Organism: Bradysia coprophila
Lineage: Eukaryota; Metazoa; Arthropoda; Insecta; Diptera; Sciaridae
Gene: Ced-12
Product: engulfment and cell motility Ced-12
Biological process (GO): cell motility; actin filament organization
Cellular component (GO): plasma membrane
Source: RefSeq, a predicted model, not a curated record
ACAUACACAUGCAUACAACGGACGUUUUGACGUUUAUGAAUCAGUUUUUUGAUCGACGAAUGGAUAAGUGAAACAUUUAUUGUGCACAGAUUACGAAUUUUAAUCCAUUUUUACCAAACAAACCUUUGUAAAUUCACGAAAAUAUUGUCCGUCGAUUGGUGUUACAUUGUCGAAGCAUAAAAUAUCAGAACUCAAGAGUGGUUUGUUAGUCGGAAAUUGUAGUUGCAUAUGACUUCCUCUACAUAAAUGUUACCAACAACAACGAAAGUUAUGCCUGCCCUGAAAGAAUCGCAUAUCGUGAGGAUUGCCGUGGAGUUUGAAAACCAAUUGCCGCAAUUAAUUAAAUUUGAUCGUCGGCAACCGCUAACAGGAAUAAUUCAAUUCAUUUGCAACAAUUGGAACGUAUCCGAUCCGGAAAAUUAUGCUCUUCAAUUUUGCGAAGUGAACAACAAAAAUUACGUCACCGAGAAGAAUCGCAAUGAGGUGAAAAAUGGUUCAGUGCUGAGUCUUCGGCAUUCACCAUCGAAGACGGCGAAUGAUAUUCUUGAAACGCUUAAAUCCGGUACAACUGCUGAACGAACUGCGGUCUUGGAGAACCUUGCUUCACUAAGCUGUGACGUGACGUUCGCUCUUGAAUUGAUCAAGGAACAAGGACUGGACAUUGUCAUCGGAAUGAUUGAAGAUGAGAAAUCCGAACCGGACAUACUGAAAUUUGUCAUGCUGUCGUUCGUCGAAUUGAUGGAUCACGGAACGGUCUCGUGGGAUAUUUUACAGCCGUCCUUCAUAGCCAGAAACAUUGCGUUCAUUAACGAUAGAACCACCUAUGCCAAAGAAGUCGUACAAUGCGCUCUGGCCGUGCUAGAGAAUACGGUCAACAACAGCACCAAAUAUGCACUGAUUGAAAAGGAUGUGUCAUUUACGCGACUACUGUCGCUACUACAAGAUUCCGUUCCGGUUAUCCAGCAAAAUACCAUCGCUCUGAUCAACGCUCUGUUCCAGAAGGCCGACGAUCCGCGGAAACAAACCAUUGCGUCGGCAUUUAGUACGAAACAAUAUCGAAAUGUUCUGUUGACCAGCGUUAUCAAUUCCAACAUCGGCACGGAAAUGGCUCAUCAGUUGUACGUGCUACAGAAAUUGACUAUCGGUUUGCUCGAGCACCAAAUGAUGACGAAAAUGAAUAUACAGGACCAGGAUGCGCACGAAAAAAUCAAGAAGCUUCGUCGCAUUGCAUUCGAUGAUGGCACUACCGAUCAGGCAGAUGUUACAGCACGUCGACAGAACAAUGCUUACUCGAAUUACUACAAAAAACUUGGUUUCAAAUGCGACAUCAAUCCGGCUCAAGAUUUCAAUGAGACGCCACCGGGCAUUUUGGCACUGGAUUGUAUGGUGUAUUUUGCUACAAAUUACACGCAAUUGUAUACGAAGGUGGUGCAUGAAAAUAGUUGUCGGGCGGACGAACAUGACUGUCAAUUCGGUCGCACGAGCAUCGAAUUGGUGAAAAUGCUGUGCGAAAUUUUACACAUCGGUGAAGCGCCACUCGAACAGGGUGUCGAUUUCCAUCCGAUGUUUUUCACCCACGAUCAUCCAUUCGAGGAAUUCUUUUGCGUUUGCAUCGUCGUCCUGAACAAGACAUGGAAGGAUAUGCGGGCAACGAGUGAAGAUUUUGCCAAAGUGUUGAGCGUCGUACGGGAACAGAUUACGCGAAGUUUGAAAUUGCGUCCGAGCAACUUUGAUGACUUCAAGGCGAAAAUCAAUACGAUGACCUAUGCGACGAUAACAACGUUACGGCAACAGGAAAGGACUUCAAAGGAAGAAUGUGAGUCAACUGCGUCGGCCAUCGUUAGUUUAAAGGAAAAGAUAACGCCGGAAGUGAUGGCAUUGAUAAAGGCACAGCGAUUGGGAUACUUAGUGGAGGGUAGUCGAUUUUCCAAAUAUUCACGCGGCGUUCGGAGUAAAGAUAAAUUUUGGUAUGUUCGUCUGAGUCCUAACUUUAAAGUCAUCCACUAUGGUGAGUGUGACGAGAAAACUGUGCCAACUUUAGAAGAACUCGGCAACAAGGUUCUCGUGAUUGAUAUCAAACAGUUGCUCGUUGGCAAGGAAUGUCCACAUAUGAAGGAAAUGAGGGCACGAAAAUCGGCCGUAAAUCUUGGCUUUUCAAUUACAUUCGAUAACAUGGACAAUGCUACGUUGGACUUCGUGUCGCCAGAUGAGCAAACGUUCAACUACUGGACAGACGGUAUCAACGCCCUGCUGGGUCAGCCAAUGGUAAGUAAACAGAAGGACGAUGAUUUUGAGACAUUGCUGUCGAUGGAAAUUAAACUACGACUGUUGGAUACGGAGGGAAUUGACAUAUCGGAAUCGCCACCGAUUCCCGAUGAUCCGGAUAAUUACGAUUUCAAUUUUGAGAGUUAAGAUGCGAAUUUAAAUUUAUAUGUCCGCUGUUGGUGUACGAACAAAGAUUGCAUGUAAGUUUUUGUACUCUAGGAAUUUUUAGUGUUUAGUGUUAGAUGACGAAUAGUUGACGAGUCGCGAAUGUACUUUUGAACAAAAAUGUUGUGCACAUUCAAAGAUUUAAGAUAAAAAGUGUUGAAAGAAGGCUCGCUUGCAAUUGAUGAAAAUUUUUAAAUUUUACUGAUGUCAGGCACCAGUGUCAGUGCUUGUUUUUGGGAAUUUUUUUCUACAAAUUUCGAAAAAUUCCUAAAAAAAUCCUUAGGAAUUUUUUGUGAAUUUUUUAGAAAUUUUCUGAAUAUUCAGAAUUAAAAUUCCCCACAAUUAGCCCUGCCUGACACUGACAAUCACUGGAUUUGAUAUAUUCUGCCAUAUAUCUGCUAGGAGUCUUAAAUUCUCGUUUCAUUUUGAUUCAGGAUAACUUCAAUCGUUUUUCUUAAUGUUUCCGCAAUCCUUACGCUCUCUCACUGGUUUAGAGAUAAAUUUUGUUCAAUUUUUACAUCGUCGAAAGUAGUCAUCCAAAAUUUGAUUUCAAUCAUCAAAGUAUUACAUAGGAAAAACCAAAAAUAAAUUGACGAAGGCGAAGGCACAUGUCGCUGUUACUCUUGACCGUUAUUCCAUUCAACUUGAUUCAUAAUUUGACGGGAAAUAUUAAGUAUUUGUAACUCCAUGCCGUUAACUGAAUCCGCAAAGGACUGUAGAAAUGUUGUGAAGACCGAAGGCUCUGUUUUUGUGUUCACCAUAAGCCAUAAGAUGGAGACAAAAUGUCAAAAAGAGUAUUCACCCAUCGAGCUCAGUUAAAUUAAUUGGGUUUUUCUUAGUUAACUGGACUUUUACAUAUACACAUUUUGACGCAUCAUUCAUCUAGAUGGGAACUGGUCAUUCUCUUCUCUUUUACGCUCUUUUAGCGGUGUAUUACUAAAUUUUAGUCUCGAUUGGAGCACACAGCAUUUUAAAGGCUUACCGUUACUGUAACAGUGACAUGGUGCAUACAAAUUUUAAUCGAAAAAUUUUAUUUUAUUUUUAUGAAUCCAAAUCCAAAGCAUAUUUAUAAUCACGUGUACUAUGUCCGUGAAUUUUUCUCCAUUUUAUAAUAAAAACCUAUAUUUUGUAAUCACAAUAGUUUUGUAAGAAUUUUAUUCAAAUCAUAUUUAAGUAAAAAGUAUAAACGAACCAAA